AUGGGCUUUGUGAGCCUCACUCUGGAGGAAGCAAGAAUGGUCAACCACGACACUAGAGAGUUGAGAUUCAAGUUGCCUGGCAAUCAAGCCACUAGUGGAUUGAGCUCCGUCUCAUCACUUCUCACUCGUCACACAGCCACCGGAUCUUGGUUUCCAACUUUACGUCCCUACACACCCAUCAGCACUCCAGAUGACACUUACAUCACGCUGCUCGUAAAGCAAUAUCCGAAUGGUCGUGCCUCGACACAUCUCCACAACCUUGCUCCUGGCCAGACUCUUAGUGUCAAGUCCAUCCCCGAGUUUGCUUACAAGCCUAAUCAACACAGACAUCUGGUUCUCGUGGCUGGUGGUGCAGGCAUCACACCCAUGUUUCAAACUCUUCGUAGCGUCCUAGACAAUCCCAAGGACAAGACCCGUGUGAGUCUGAUCUACGCCAACAAGACCGAAUCAGACAUCUUGUUGAGGAAAGAGCUCGAUGCUAUGGCAAGUCAGCAUUCAGACCAGUUCACGACGACCUACGUGGUAAACGACACCAAAUCAAACAACAAAGAUCUCGAGAAGGGCUACGUGACCAAGGAGGUCCUGAGCAAGGCACUGCCUGCAAAUCUCGAGAAUGAAGAUGUCAAAGUCUUGGUGUGUGGGCCUCCAGCUAUGUUGAACGCGAUCGCUGGUGCGAAGGGCGGAUUGGGUUGGACACAAGGAAAAGUCGGGGGUAUACUCAAGGAUCUGGGUUUGACCGAGAAGCAGGUGCACAAGUUCUAUGAAGCACUUUCUCGGAAAAUGAUGUCUCGCAUCACAUUUGUGGCAUCGACAGUUUGA
Molecule: messenger RNA, 819 nt
Organism: Aureobasidium namibiae CBS 147.97
Lineage: Eukaryota; Fungi; Ascomycota; Dothideomycetes; Dothideales; Saccotheciaceae
Product: NADH-cytochrome b5 reductase
Exons: 2
Coding region: 1-819 (272 amino acids)
Biological process (GO): ergosterol biosynthetic process
Molecular function (GO): cytochrome-b5 reductase activity, acting on NAD(P)H
Source: RefSeq, a predicted model, not a curated record